AUGGCAAAGUCUAUACUAGUUAUCCAAAUACUAUGCCUGCUUUUAUUUAAUGCGGAUAAAUUUGCUACAGCGGACGCGCACGAAACGACGUCAUUAUUUGUGAAGAGAGACGAAUACAAAAAUGAUCUUACUCGAAUUAUUCGCCGUGUCGAAGAUCUUGAAUCAAGUAAUGACGUCAUCAAAAGUGAAAAUAGAAAACUUCAAGAUGAGGUGACCAGUCUAAAGACAUUUAUUUCAUCCCUUGAUGCAGAGAACAGGAGAACUGUUUCAGAUCUUCAGUCACAAAUUUCCGAUCUACAAGUUGCGAACAAGCAGAAUGAACAGAUUAUUCAGUCGAUAGUUUCAACACUUCAAAGUGACAUAAAGGAAAAUACGUCGAAUUUUCCAUCCCAGACAUAUGCCCUGCAAUCUGAAAACAAAGACACUCUGGUCGACAUUGCGUCCCAGACAAACUGGACGCAAUCAGCUCCGCAGUAUGAACAGUUGCACGAGUCGCAGAGGAAAGGUUAUCCAGUUACAAACAUUUCCGCAUCUGGGUUCAAAACUGGCCAGACACAGAAACGACUGACAGGGCACAAAGGAUAUCGCAUUACAAGGGCUGAAAACGAAGCAAACAUUGCGUUCUACGCUACUGUUGGUAAUCAUCACAUAGAACAUGCAGGAGUAAACCAGAAUAUCAUUUUCGACCAUGUCAUCACUAAUUUGGGCAAUGCUUACAAUAAAUAUGCCGGGGAUUUUAAAGCUCCAGUCUCCGGAACUUACGUGUUUUCAGUAACGCUCAUGGCAUACAACACGCAAAGCACGCACUACCGUAUAGCAAAGAACGGGACAGUUAUGGGCAACCUCUACCUUCACGGUAAAGAUGGUUCGGACGCUACGUCAGCCAUGACCGCAGUUCUUCAGCUUCAGCAAGGAGAUGAUGUGUCUAUACAGAAUCUUGAUGCCGAUAAAAAUUUACACGGCUACGCCUACAGCACGUUUUCAGGGUUUCUUCUGCAGCAAGAUUAUUCUUCCACAGCAAUUGUUGGAAAAUGAUUUUCUUUGAAUGUUAUCGGACGAAAAAUAAAUAUAACUUUGUAACUUUAAAUAUAUUUUACGGAUUUAUUACUGUCUUAGAAAAUGGAAAGUUUUAAGAUAUAUGAUAUUUAAUUCUUUA
Mercenaria mercenaria is the source of this 1156-nucleotide messenger RNA. RefSeq lists its product as uncharacterized. Gene Ontology annotation, molecular function: protein binding. The coding region runs from base 1 to 1035 and encodes 344 amino acids. The transcript is spliced from 2 exons. The record is from RefSeq and is a predicted model, not a curated record. NCBI's taxonomy places the organism in Eukaryota, Metazoa, Mollusca, Bivalvia, Venerida, Veneridae.